Messenger RNA from Pseudozyma flocculosa PF-1, 660 nucleotides. RefSeq lists its product as uncharacterized. Gene Ontology annotation, biological process: ribosomal subunit export from nucleus; protein import into nucleus. Gene Ontology annotation, cellular component: cytoplasm; nucleus. Lineage: Eukaryota; Fungi; Basidiomycota; Ustilaginomycetes; Ustilaginales; Ustilaginaceae. Gene Ontology annotation, molecular function: GTP binding; GTPase activity. The record is from RefSeq and is a predicted model, not a curated record. The coding region runs from base 1 to 660 and encodes 219 amino acids. The transcript is spliced from 4 exons.
AUGUCCGCUGAGCAGUCCGGCCAGAACAUCCCCAACUUCAAGCUCGUCCUCGUCGGCGAUGGUGGUACCGGCAAGACGACCUUCGUCAAGCGCCACCUGACGGGCGAGUUUGAGAAGAAGUACAUUGCCACGCUCGGAGUCGAGGUCCACCCGCUCCAGUUCCACACCAACUUUGGCACCAUCUGCUUCAACGUGUGGGACACGGCCGGCCAGGAGAAGUUUGGUGGCCUGCGCGACGGCUACUACAUCCAGGGCCAGUGCGGCAUCAUCAUGUUUGACGUCACCUCGCGCAUCACCUACAAGAACGUCCCCAACUGGCACCGCGACCUCGAGCGCGUCUGCGAGAACAUCCCCAUCGUCCUCUGCGGCAACAAGGUCGACGUCAAGGAGCGCAAGGUCAAGACCGGCGCAGUCACCUUCCACCGCAAGAAGAACCUCCAGUACUUUGAGAUCUCGGCCAAGUCCAACUACAACUUCGAGAAGCCCUUCCUGUGGCUGGCGCGCAAGCUCGUCGGCAACCCGACGCUCGAGUUCGCCGCCGCCCCCGCCCUCGCCCCGCCGGAGGUCCAGGUCGACGAGCAGCUCAUGGCCCAGUACAACGCCGAGCUCCAGGCUGCUGCCGCCGCUCCCCUGCCCGACGAGGACGACGGUGACCUCUGA